This is a messenger RNA of Ostrinia nubilalis (European corn borer), 3276 nucleotides long. It is a transcript of the gene ZnT49B, whose product is annotated as proton-coupled zinc antiporter SLC30A9, mitochondrial. NCBI's taxonomy places the organism in Eukaryota, Metazoa, Arthropoda, Insecta, Lepidoptera, Crambidae. The transcript is spliced from 12 exons. Gene Ontology annotation, molecular function: monoatomic cation transmembrane transporter activity. Gene Ontology annotation, cellular component: membrane; endoplasmic reticulum. The record is from RefSeq and is a predicted model, not a curated record. Bases 242 to 1984 code for a protein of 580 amino acids. Gene Ontology annotation, biological process: intracellular zinc ion homeostasis; transmembrane transport; zinc ion transport.
UGACAUAGAGUUAAAUCUGUCGCUUGUCGUGGGCAUAAUUUUUCUAGAUUUAAUAAUUUCAAUUUUAUUAUUGAAUUGAAGGAAUUUAGCGGUGUUGUUUGCAGAGAGAUUUAAAAGUAUUACGUAGUUAAUUUUAAAACCGUUCUAUAUGAUGCAAUUAGCCACCCCUUUAUAAUUAUAUAAAAUAUGUCCUGUUGAAAGAAUAUGCUUUAAUUCUACGAAAACAUAGAAUUACAGUAAAAUGUUACCCUCUAUUGCAAUCAAAUUCUGCUUUCGGAAACUGGGAAGGCGGCCUGAUCAAUUCAAAUAUGUGCAUAAAUUAUAUUUUGAAAAUAGAAGGCUGCAACAAGAGUUUUCGGUCGCCGACAAAAUAUUUUGCAGAUAUAUAAACACAUCUAUUCAUUUUUACGACAAGAGCAACGCUAAAGAUGCAAAAGAUUAUUCUGAAAACUCAUCCAUAAAAGAUGAACAUAAGAUAAUUAAACAAAGUGCCACUGGUGACAUAAUAGUUAAAACUGAAACUGAUGUUGAUAAGGUAGUCACCAAAGUUACUAUAGAAAAGUCACAACAAGAAACAACACCUCCACCACAACAGCCUACGCCUGCUCCAGUGAAAAAGAGGCUUUUAAUAGAUUUUUCGGCAUCUUAUACUGAGCGGAACUUCAUUACACCAAUGCGUGCUAUGACAGAGUAUUUGCUCAAGCAGUCUGAUCUUGAAACCCUUCCUAAAGUUUUGAGGAGGUCACCUUAUGAAGCAGAGCCACCUAUAACAGUUUAUUAUAGAAAAGACGUUGAAGCCAAAGCCAUUGAGGUCUGGGGUUCAAAAGAAGCCUUAGAAAAGGAAUUACUAAGACGUGAGCUGGACAGACGAAGAUAUGAGCAAGAUGUGUUCACUGUAAAAAGAAGGUUAAGAAAUUACAGACGUGAGAUGAGCCACAAACGCCUAAGACCUGAGACAGAGGAAUUGGGCUUAAAGACUAGAUCUGGUAGAGUAGUGCUCACUGCAAUAGGAAUAAAUGGAUGCAACUUUUUGUUCAAACUAUGUGCCUGGUUCUAUACUGGAUCACAUAGUUUAUUUUCGGAAUGUAUUCACUCACUUGCUGAUACAGUCAAUCAACUGAUUUUGGCUUAUGGUAUACAUAAAUCUGUGCAAAUGGCAGAUCCUGAUCAUCCAUACGGAUAUACAAAUAUGAGAUAUGUAUCAUCCCUAAUAUCUGGUGUUGGUAUAUUUUGUGUUGGAAGUGGAUUGUCAUUUUACCAUGGAGUCACUGGCAUUCUUGAUCCUCAGCCCUUACAUGAUUAUUUUUGGGCAUACUUUGUACUGGGUGGAGCAGUUGUUUCUGAAGGUGCAACGUUGAUGGUUGCAUUAAAUGCUGUUCGUAAGGGUGCAAAAGAAGCAAAUGUUCCUCUGUAUGAAUAUGUGAUGCGCAGCUCAGAUCCGUCUGUAAAUGUAGUGCUACUAGAAGACACGGCGGCGGUUGCUGGUGUGACCGUAGCCGCGUCCUGCAUGGCUAUAUCUCAGUACACUGGCAACCCCUUGCCCGAUGCGAUCGGCAGCAUCCUUGUGGGCACCCUGCUCGGUGGCGUAGCCUCCUUCAUUAUCCUUAGUAAUGUUAAUGCACUAGUUGGCAGAUCCAUUCCUCAAGAACAGUUGGACGAGAUAAAUAGUGUAUUAGAGCGAGACUUCAUGAUUAGAGCCAUUCACGACGUGAAAGGCAUAGAUAUUGGAAGCAAUCUAAUAAGAUAUAAGGCUGAAGUGGAUUUUGAUGGAAGAGCACUUACACGAUCAUAUCUAGAAAAACAUGAUCUAAACCUGUUAUUAGAGGAUAUGAAAAAAAUCGAAACGAUUGACGAUGUCGAAGCCUUCCUUCUAAAACAUGGUGAAAACAUCGUGGACAUGUUGGGUGGUGAAAUAGAUAGAAUAGAGUUGAAAUUACGGAAAAAGUUCCCGCAAGUUCGUCAUUGUGAUUUAGAAAUUCUCUAAGGCACAGCUUCAUUCUAUUUAGUUAAGCGAGUACUUGGAGAAGUCAAGAAUAAAAAUAUGUAUUUAAUAUUUUUUCUUAAAUUUUAAGUACCAAGUUACACAGCACUGUUUUUCUAAUGGAUAUGCUGGAACUUGACAAGUUAUUAUUUACACAAACAUUGUGAUGUUACUUUGCUCGGAAGCUCAACAUAAACAUUUAAAAAGUACCUACUCGAGCAUAGGUUUAAUCCUGUGAUUCGUUAAAUAUUUUACUAUGACAGACUUGAUAUCCUUGAAUUCAGCAGAUUCAUUUAUACGUGCUGGCUGGACAGGCCGUAUCCGAAAUGACACUCAAAAUGCCUUUCUAACUCGAGUACAGAUUCAAACCUAUGAAUGAUUUAGACCUAGCUACAGUCAAGUGACGAUUGCUUGCAUGUUGCGUAAAAUUAAUCAAAACUAUCUACAUAUUAUGUCUCCGAGUGACAACGUAUUUUGCAUAACAAAUAUGCACAAAAUACGCCUGUCGUCAUCUGAAAGUUGUAUGCAUUCGUCAAAUGACGAACCGUGGACAGGGUGCUUAUACUACCCGUUCGCGCUAAGUUUGCCGGUCUGUGGAAUGCGCGUCCCCUCCCCCAACCGCGAUUAAACGCAAUUAGUUAUUGAUUAAACGAUUUUUAUCAAUAUUAAUAAAUAAAAAUAUUUUCAAUAUAGUUUGCUAUAGUUAUAGACGCUUUCCGUCAUAUCGCCAGCGGCAAACUUAUCGCGAACGGAUAGUAAUUAUGUUUUUAGUCUAUGUAACAUUCUAUUCCUUCUAUAGAUUUUCUCGAGUUUAAAUGCAAUUUUGGACUGACAUUUUAUAAUUUAUACGCCUCAGAUACAGAUUGUAAAAGAACCACGCCCAACUAAUAGUGGUCACGCCCUCUUUUAUGGUUUUUUAUUUUUAUCUGUAAAGUGGCUUCCAAAAUUCGAGCAAAGUGACCUACCGGGACGGACAUAAAUGUUAUUCCGAAUUAAUUGUUAAUCCAUUUAAGUAUAUUAAUGUUAUGUUAAGUAGGUAGCUUCAAUAUAAAGAUAUUAUCUCUUUUCUUCUUUACCAACAGCGGCGCGUGAACGCUGAUGUUUAUGUCUAGCUAAAUAAUGUCGAAGUAAAUUUUUAAAUUCUCUCAACACGUUUCUCUGUGAUUUAGUUGUAAAUAAAAUACUAUGUAAGUAUGUAAUUGUAUAGGUGUAAAAUUUCAAUAGUUAGUUAACAAAAGCUAGCCAAUGUACAUAAGUGUAGAGAUAUUUAUUAUUAAACGUUGAAGUUAAAUUUC